This is a messenger RNA of Daphnia magna, 3389 nucleotides long. RefSeq lists its product as uncharacterized. Bases 113 to 1486 code for a protein of 457 amino acids. NCBI's taxonomy places the organism in Eukaryota, Metazoa, Arthropoda, Branchiopoda, Diplostraca, Daphniidae. The transcript is spliced from 11 exons. The record is from RefSeq and is a predicted model, not a curated record.
CGGUUUAUUAGGGGAUGCAAGAUAAUAGAAACUGUCAAGGAAAAUGAAUGCUGAAUAUAAACCGAGGAGAAAAGCCUUGGAAAUACCAGUGUAGUCCAGCAAGUUGCGGUAAAUGAGUUUCAAAAAUCUUAUUACUAUUUCGUGUGUAUUCCAGCUGGUAGGCGCUAGUCGGCAUGGAUGGGACAUUCCGUCUUGUAGUACAGUCCCACAGUUUGAAGGCCAUACACUUAAAAUGGAACUAGUUUGUGAAAACGAAUUCCCUGGAAUAGAUUCAUUAUUCUUUUUUUUCCUUUAUCCAACUGCGGGUGACGGCCGAUGUCAGUGGACCGAAUUUAGUCGACAAUAUUCUACUCUUUGUGAAACCUCACACACAUCACCUCAGAAAAAUAUUCAAGCAAUCUUCGAGCACGUCUACAACGGCAGCUACUGUUUGGCUGUUUACCGUAGUAAAUGGACUACUAGCCUGCCGAUAUGCAACUUGAAAGUUCCUUUUUAUUUCGAGACGGAAUUGACGGAAAUGGACGUCCAAAUGUGGAGCCCCACAAUAAUCCUCCAGCAACAAGGAUUUAAUGACCUCUUCAUUCAGUUGGAUAACAGUAAUAGCGAUGGCUACAAUUUCAGUAAGUUUGAUAUUGAAAUACAUGCUGUCGACGAUUCUAUUACACAUUGCGACCGGCUACCCGUUAUGUCUAAGACAAAAACCAUCACUAUGAGCAUUUCCGGGGAAUCCCUUAUUCUUAGUAAUCUAACGGAGGGAAAUUACUGCCUACAAGUUACCCCCGUCGAUGUCAGAUGCAUAUAUCCUCUUUCGUCGACAAAUCUUCCAUGUACAAGAUCAAGUAACACGACUCGAAUCACCUUUUCUCAUGGUAGAGAUUACCAGAAAAUAGUUGUCACUGGAUUGGUAAAUUUUCUUUUAUUAAGCUGUUUGACGGCGACCGUCAUUUUUCUAAGGAAGAAACACAACGAAGCAAAGAAGAGGAAAUGCAGCGACAGAAGUACACAUGGGCAAAUGUCAUCAGUAGCCAUAUUUCUCCUUCAUUCUAAUGACGAGCGAUUACGAAGUUCUGUCAAGAUGCUAAAAGACUCUUUGCAUGCGAGACUAUUAUCAUGCGAGAUCGACGAUCACACGGACGAACAUCAGUGGGAGAGUGUGGCCCAAGAAGGUAUAAGCUGGUUCCUUUCACGAUUGAAUCAAAAAGGAAAAUACGUCAUCGUCAUCGCACCUUUUCUUGAAGGAGACCUUUUCAAUCAAAGAGAAUUUAGUGAAAAUUACUAUUUUCCCUUUGCAUUACAGCAACUACAAUCAAUUGCUUCAUCAACUGCUUAUCAAAGGAUUCUCAUUGUUUGGUUUAAAUAUGAUUCCAAGAUUAAAUGUGUUCCCUUAAGAAGAUUUGGAAAUCCAUUCACUAACUUUAUAAUACCACAAGAUCUCGACCUUCUUGUACGACAUAUUAGGAAUUUUGAGGACCAGGACUACGUCUGAGAUUCAUCAACAUUAAUCAUCCUGACAAAUGAAAAGUAUUGUUUUUCAUCCCUACAACUUUACAAGAAAUGUUAAAAAAAAUCUAAUAUGUCUAAGUUUUAUGUUAUAGUUUUAACUUACUAGCAUAAAUGCACAAGAAUUGACCAUAGUCUUUUCGCAAGAACUAAAUUGCUGUUCCCUACAAAAAUAAUCAAUCCUGGUAAGAAGAACAAUAUAUAUAAUGUGUGUUAAAAACAAGAACAUAGACAUACAACCAAAAAAGCUUGUCACCAUUACAUCACAUGAUAUUACAUUACAGACCAUGCUUUUUUCCUGGAUGAUUACGUCGCAAACAUGUUAGCCAAAACGCGGGAAACUAAUGAUAACAUUGUGUUAUAUUACCCUGUCAAAUGUAAUGAAUUCUUCUAAAAGUUCACCACAAACAACUUUUUGUAGUGGGGUCCGGUUUGAGCUGCUUUUUCUUUUUAGUCAAGAAAGUUUGGUAAUUUACGUGUUUUUGGCAUUCCGCUCAACACAGUCUUCACCAGUGAACUGAUACUGAUCCGAUUCCGUGUCGUUAAAAAACGGAUUUUUUGAGGGCCGUAGAACGGAUUGGUUUCCGUUCUCUAACGCUAGAGUCGCAUGAAGGCAAUAACGUUAUGCCUACCCUCUAGCGCCUCUAGCUGAUUCAUAAUCGGAUUCGUUUCAGUUAACCGAUUUUUGACAAAGCAGCGCGUUGUUCAAAUCAGUGAGCGGACCCGUUUCCGUUCACAGAUCCGUUUCAGUUUAUUAUCAACUUGUUUUUAUAAUAAGAAGCCGAAACCUUUCCAUUAUUUGAACGGAUUCGUUUCCGUUUCCAUAGCACGUUUUUAGUAAACAAACUGUUUGCUUAUUAGAAUAACGUACGUGCUUAAUGUGAGUGCAAUAUUUUGUUUUCAAUAAUGCCUAUGUCAGAACAAUUAAGGAAAAUGGUUGCUGAAGGGAAAAUCAAAAAAAAAAGACCCAGGGCAGAAUCAUGGACUGCAGGAAAGAGAUGGGAUAGAUUAAAAACUGUAAAACAAAAAUUAGAAACCCUUCAUGGAGAAAAUGAGGUGCAAUAUGCAACUAAGGACGAUUCUGGCUCAGCUGUUUCAUUGCAUGAAUCAAGUGUUGUUGGACACGAUGCAUUAGACUUAGGCCAGCCAGCCAAUUCCGCCGUAGCCGCCAACGAAUCGUCAUUGGUAAUAAUCUUGGAAGGCUUCGACGCAGAAGAAGUUGGAAGCAGAUAUGUGGAGGUUAAAGAAGCAUCAAAUGGUGCUGUUAAGACAUGGGAGAUCAAGCAAGUACCAAGUCGCUGGACUGAAGCAGAAUUUAAACAGUUUAUAGAAACUCAAUUUGUAAAUUGAUGCUUUCUUUACUUAUUUAUUUUUUUUUUUUGCUUUUUUUAAUAUUUGGUACUACCAUACUACCAUACCAGCAUUGCACUAGUGUAAUGCUACUAAAACUGCCAUUCCCUUUUACUCUUUCACUGACACAAACCAGUAUUAAAUUAUGUGUUUUUACCGUUGGCCUGUCGGUUCCCCCGUCGGUGGCUGGAACACUGUGCCGCAACUCGUAAAAUUCUCUAAAAGAAGACGUGUUUUCCAGUGAAAACAUGCGUUGUGGUUUAUUGCAUUUCAAUAUCUUCCAAUUCAGAAAAAUGUGAUAAAGAAAAGUUAAAACGGCUUGUUAAAUUUUUCAACAUUGCAGUCCUAUUAUACGGAUUAAUAUAUUAAGUCUGUAAUUUUAUGUGGAAGUUAAACCCUGAUGUAUGUGUAAUUGUAUGUGUGUCAUUCGGUGGUCGGCGGCUUGGUGGUUGGAAUCAUUAUGAGCGUUAAUAAGUGAAGAAGUGCUUCCGUCCUUCACAUUCGGUGACUGUCAGAUUCAAAUAAACAAGUGACAAGAA